Messenger RNA from Meira miltonrushii, 2045 nucleotides. RefSeq names its product Scramblase-domain-containing protein. Gene Ontology annotation, cellular component: plasma membrane. The record is from RefSeq and is a predicted model, not a curated record. Gene Ontology annotation, biological process: plasma membrane phospholipid scrambling. Gene Ontology annotation, molecular function: phospholipid scramblase activity. The transcript has a single exon. Lineage: Eukaryota; Fungi; Basidiomycota; Exobasidiomycetes; Exobasidiales; Brachybasidiaceae. The coding region runs from base 46 to 1767 and encodes 573 amino acids.
CCAUCAUCUAUCAUAUCAAAGGACACUCUUUUAGAUUUGGACGUUAUGUCCAUCGUACGGGCCGGCUUCCGGAUCAGUAAAGGAACAAAGUUGAUCAUAGAGCAUAAUUUGAGAAGGUCAUCUACGGUUCAGCCAGUCAAUUCACCAUUCCUUGCAGGACAAAGAGUGGCGGGAUGUGCACAUUAUUCUUCUCGUUUACCUGGCUCUAGACCUUCUAGAUUGGCACCAAGAAGGGUGGCAAGAGUGAGGAGUGCUCCAUCACAAGAACAUGCCGAAGUAGACCAUAGGCAGCCGCUACCUACUGCGCAGGAAGGAGGAGCAAAUACACCAAGCAAUUCUGCAGGUCAUAACCAAGGACAGGCUCCCCAACCUUCUUCAUCACUCGCUGAUCUGAGUCAAGGCAAGAGUGAUACACAGUUAAGGAACUUGCCUGCGCUCACUCAUUCUACCGUCCCGGUCCCGCUUGCAAAAGAUGGAGAAAGAGGAGUGAUCGAUCAAGAUGCUGCCUUGCGUCAAAGUGUUGAAUCAAUUUUAGGGCAACCAACAUUGGUGGUUACACGAGAGAUUGAGAUGUUGAAUGUGUUUUUGGGUUAUGAACAAGCGAACAAGUAUUCAAUCUUGACGCCAGAAGGCUAUCAGGUUGGCUAUCUUGCCGAAUCAGAAAAAGGCUUGCUUGGUGGAACUUUGAAGAGACAAUUCUUGCGAACUCAUCGAUCGUUUGAAGCGCACAUCAUGGACACUACUGGACGAGUGGUAUUGACGAUCAGAAGACCAACAACGCUGAUCAAUUCAAAAAUCAAAGUGCUCGUCCCGCAUCCAUCUACUGGAGAAGAGAGACUCGUGGGAGAAGUACAUCAGAUCUGGCAUCCGUACAAAAGAAAGUAUGAAUUAUUUGUCAACCAAGGUGAUCAGCUCAGUGAAGAUGGAUCAAACGAAUCAAUGGUUCAAUUUGCCGGAAUCGAUGGUGGCUUCCUUGCAUGGGAUUUCAUGUUGACUGAUGAACACAAUAGACCAUUAGGCGCGAUUACUAGAAAUUUCAGAGGAUUUGGACGUGAACUUUUCACCGAUACAGGACAAUACAUUUUAACAUUUGAUCCUACACAAAAUCAAGACAUGAACAAUGAUGGUCCUUUAGACUCUCCAAGACUAUCACAAUCUCCUCAAUCAUCAUUACCUCCACCAUCAUCAUCUGAGAAAGAACAAAGUUCACUUACCGAGACUGCGACUGGAAAAGAAUUGAUAACAAGUGGUCCUUCACGCGCAUUGACGAUGGACGAAAGGGCAGUCGCACUUGCUACAGCUAUUUCAGCAGAUUUUGAUUAUUUCUCUAGACAUUCUGAUCAUCAAACUUCAAUGUUCCCGCCCUUCUUCAUGAUGGGCGGCGGCGGCGGCGGUGGUGGAGAAGCACCAAACCCUAACACCACUCAAGAGCCUACAACGCAAAAUCAAGAUUCUUCAGACGUUCAAGCUCCUCCGCCUGCGCCUGGCAGUGAUGGUGAUGUUGGACCUGCUGCUGGUACGGGAGCAGGCUAUGACAUCUUGACGGGAGAACGACAAAAUCCUACACCAACACAGCAAGACGGAGGAGGUGGUACAACUCCUUGGUGGGAAGAGGAUACCCCAGCAUCAAAUCAAAGCGAUGGAGAUUUUGGUACGGGUCAAGAGGAAGUUUGGAACGAUUCAGAUCCAUGGCAGUCAGAUGAUGGCUUUGGCAGCGGUGGUGGAGAUGGGUGGGGAUGGACAGAUUGGCUGCCAGGAGGUGACUAGAAAGGCAGCUAUCAUAAAGCAACAUGUACCAUAUACCCUUAUACCCUCACUGCUCAUUAGGAAUGCAUUCAGAUGGAAAAAUAUUGGCAAUUGCAUUUUGGUAUUGUACAUUGAUUUGGCAAUUUUAGCAUUUAAGCGCCCGAUCGACGUUCACGUCUUCGACGAUCUCUAUCACGACUGUUCGGUUGGCGAUCACGUCUGAGAUUACCACUGGAAGCAGAACGUGUUUGAUCGGUGUUUGGCCUGUAGGCAUCUUCACCUGCUCUAUAUCCGCCUUG